AUGCAGUUUACUCUGUGUAAGCUGCGUACCCACCAAUGGUGUUUCCUGCUGUUCAAUGUUAUCCUUUUCCAUGCUCUUCUGUUUGGAGCUGACUUUGUUGAGGAGUACCUCCUCCAGCCCACACCAGGGAUCUACACUGAUGGUACAGUUGUGGAUGUGAGAGAAAAAGCAAGAAAACUUGAUCUGACCAACUCCAGAGACAAUGUCUCGCAGUACUACCCUAUUACUAACCCUGAUGAAUGCACAAACCACAACCUGUUCAUCCUUGUGCUUGUGUUCAGCUCUGUGCCUAAUAUUACUCAAAGGGAUGCAGUCAGAAAGACAUGGGCUAACCAAACUCAAGUCCAAGGCUUUCCAGUUAAAAUACUGUUCUUUUUGGCAUCAACCCAAACUUCUCAUGCACAAGAUAAUCUCAUGAAAGAGUCAAAAUUGUAUGGUGACAUAGUUCAAGGACAUGUAGUGUCAGGGGCAUCUCAUUGGAGCUCCACUGAAAAAAUAGUGCUAGGUCUACGUUGGGUUGUGGCUUACUGUCCUGUUGCACGCUUUGUUUUGCUGACCAACGAUAGAGUGUAUGUCAACAUUCAGGCCAUUGGAUUGUACCUACUUGGGCUUCACAGGCACCCAGAGGAUCUGUAUUUAGGGAGAGUGAUUCAGAGAGACUCUCCAGAUCGUGACCCUAACAGUCCUGGAUAUUUACCCCCAGCUUUAUAUCCCAAGAAGUUCCUUCCUGAAUAUUGUGACCAGGCCGCUUAUGUGCUGUCCCAGGACGUGGUGCGUAAAGUCUACAUUGCCUCGGCAGAAGUCCAUGCAGAAGUCCAUGCAGCUGUGCCUGCUGAUGUCUUUGUGGGACUCUGUGCACAGAAGGCUGGGGUGGCCCCAACACACAGUGCACGAUUCUCUGGAGAAAAACACAUCCAGUAUAACGCAUGCUGUUAUCGCUACCUGUUCAGCUCUGCUGGAAUGGAUAGCAAAGAACUAGAAAUAAUCUGGAAAGACAUGGAGCAAAAAUACAAAAAAUGUUCUCUGUUUAAAACCUACUCUGGCCUGGUCAUGUGCAAGGCUCUGACCUACUUACAUAAACUGUCUAACUCUUGGGAGUAA
Messenger RNA from Boleophthalmus pectinirostris (great blue-spotted mudskipper), 1101 nucleotides. RefSeq names its product beta-1,3-galactosyltransferase 9. Bases 1 to 1101 code for a protein of 366 amino acids. The record is from RefSeq and is a predicted model, not a curated record. The transcript has 2 exons. Gene Ontology annotation, molecular function: hexosyltransferase activity. Gene Ontology annotation, cellular component: membrane. Lineage: Eukaryota; Metazoa; Chordata; Actinopteri; Gobiiformes; Gobiidae.